UAUUAUCGCAAAUGAGACGAAGACGUAGUAACCAAAAGCAAAUUUAAGGUGCGCAUAUUGAACGAAUCGCCAAUAAAACAAAAAUCCUACACAAACAACAACAAAUAGGGACAGCAAAAGAAAACACGUCGAUUGUUCGCGUUCAUGUUGGCUGCUGGUGCUGAUUUAUUUAUGAAUUAAUUUCUCUAUCUCGCGCGUUGAUUUCUUUCGCUCUGUUCACCACUCGCGCUCGCCAGAGUCGAACGUGUUGUUUGUGGAAUUUUUGCAGUUGAGUAGUAGUUGCUAUUUUGUCGUGGGACGAAAAAGAACGCGUUUAUUUAGUGCUGCUUUUGGUGCUAGUUGUGGAGGAAACAGAGAUAACCUUGGGCGUAUUUACAAGCUAGCGCGACGCGUGAGCAAUUAAACCCGUUCAGCGUUAGAACUCACUGUAGUUUUUAUUGUUGUAUCAAGUGGAGCUGUGCAACAGCAGCAGCGAGUGUAGGGUAUCCAUAGAAAUAACAUCUGGCGUGUGGCGUCAAGAUAAGAAGGGUCUGGUCGAAAGCAUUGUAUUGCGAAAAACGUCCACACAUUGAAAAUACAUAUAUAUUUCUGGUCUGGCUGCCAUUCGGAGCGUAGCAGCAAUAAGCUUAUUUGUCGAUAUCGCCCGCGCUUGCCGCCCGUGUGUAAAAUUGGCAGUCUCCGUCGCGUUGAGAACACCGUAACAUAAUCAAAAUACGCCUAAAAUUGGAAAGCCACCUCAACGACGAUGAUUCACGUUGGCGAAAACACUUGGAAUCUACGGAUUCUCAUCACAGAUCUAGAUGUAGAGAAAACGUUACGUGUAAAGGGUGACCAGCAUAUUGGUGGCGUCAUGCUAACGCUUGUCGAUCCAGAAAUGCCCAAGGAUUGGUCUGAUCACGCGUUAUGGUGGCCCGCCAAAAAUAUUUGGCUAACACGCACACGCUCCACAUUGGAUCAGGCUGGCGUCCAAGCCGAUUCCCUUCUCUAUUUCACGCCCAUGCACAAAACACUGCGAGUUCAGCUGCCCGAUUUGCGUUUUUUGGAUUAUCGUGUUAACUUUUCGGUGAAAACAUUCGCCGCCGUUGUUAAUCUCUGCAAAGAUCUAAAUAUUCGCUACCCGGAGGAGCUGUCCCUUUGCAAACCUGUCGAGCAGGAGCAUUUAAAGAAGAAUUUCAGCAAGCUACCGCCCAAAAGGAUACCCGCGGCGGAGAUAAACGGUACGACUUACCUACAACCGGCACCUGACACGAACAGCUUUGUUCCCUUUUCUGCCUACAAUGGCAGCAACGGUAGCCUAGAUAGACAUCACAAUGGCAACUUGUUGUGUGCCCCCGCUUCGCCAUAUGCCACAACACCGCGUCGUGCAGCUACAGCGCCGGGCACGCCCAUCAGCUCGCCCACAGGCACUUGGAUGCCGGGCAGCAAUUGCUAUACACCCUUUGACUCGUCCUCCAGCUUUGGCGACUUUCAGGAUAAUUUAGCAGUCUCCCCACGCGCACCCAGUCCUGAUGUGCGGGCACGCUUAGUGCGUCCAAAGACGCUGAUCGAGAAAGCACGUCUUAAUGUAGGAUGGCUUGACUCAUCACUCUCUAUUAUGGAGCAGGGUGUUCGGGAGUUCGAUACGCUUUUGCUGCGAUUCAAAUAUUUCACCUUUUUCGAUCUGAAUCCGAAAUACGACCAGGUGCGCAUAAAUCAACUGUACGAGCAGGCCAAAUGGUCCAUACUCAAUGAGGAGCUGGACUGCACCGAGGAAGAAACUCUGAUGUUUGCCGCAUUGCAAUUCCAAGUGAAUCAUCAGACCGAUUUGCAUCCACCGAGCAUAGAUUCGGGCAUUGAUUCGUCCAGUCAGGAGAAUGGUGACGACGACAUCGAUUCGGCCCUCAACGAGCUGCAAAUCACGCUGGAGGGUCCCAACGCUGGAGACGACAAAGGGAACAUUACACGCAUUCCCGAGCUGUCUGAUUACUUGCGUUUCCUGAAGCCACAACGCUUCACAUUGAAGGGCUAUAAACGCUACUUCUUCACCUAUCGUGACCUCCAUUUGCAUUUGUAUAAAACGCAGGAAGAAUCCCGGCGGGCAGCCCCCACCAUUACCAUAAAUUUGCGUGGUUGUGAAGUCACACCCGAUGUUAGUUUAGCACACGGCAAGUUUGCGAUUCGCCUCGAAGUGGCGCCAGAGGGUCGCCGCGGGCCCAAUACGGAAGUUUGGGUGCGUUGUGAGAACGAGGAGCAGUACGCCAAGUGGAUGGCAGCCUGCCGAUUGGCAGCCAAAGGACGCUCCCUCGCCGAUAGCUCGUACGAGACCGAAGUAAGCAGCAUACGCUCCCUGCUGCAGAUGCAGAAACCAGCCCAAGCAGCGCCUAUUAACAUCAAUCCUCGUUCAGUGGAGCCAAUGGAUUAUCUAUCCCCCAAGAUGCUGCGUAAGUUAUCCAGCAAGGCAGUGCAGCGGAUUCUGGAAGCUCACGCAAAUGUCCGUAACCUGCAGCUAAUGGAGGCAAAGCUCAAAUAUAUACAGGCUUGGCAAUCUCUACCCGGCUUUGGAGUCACACUCUUCAUCAUCAAGUUAGAUGGGCAUAAGAAGGAGGAGCUGCUCGGUGUCGCCCACAAUCGAAUUAUGCGCAUGGACCUCAACACUGGCGACCACAUCAAGACCUGGCGCUACAACACAAUGAAGGCCUGGAACGUUAAUUGGGGGAUUAAGUGCAUGAUGAUUCAGUUCAACAAUGAAAGUGUCCUUUUCUCAUGUCUGUCAGCCGAUUGCAAAGUCGUACAUGAGUUCAUUGGCGGCUACAUAUUCAUGUCUAUGCGUUCUAAAGAGAACAACCAGACCCUGAACGAGGAGAUGUUCCACAAAUUGACGGGCGGCUGGUCGUAAAUGGGGAGUUAAGACGCGAGUCGCAGGUCUUGCGUAAAGUCCACAGUCUAAUUAUAGUGCCAAGCACAAAAUGUUGUCGUAGUAACUCUGCAUGUUUUAUCUUAAUUAUAUAUGUAAUUGUUAUAAACAGUGGUGGGGGGCUUCUUUUUUGCACCCUCCCAUUUGUGAGUCGCGAAAAUGCCUAGACUAAUUAUAAUACCAACAGGAUAAUGUUGUGCCUUGAAAGCAAUUAUUUUUAACCGAUGUGUCAAGUCAAAUAAUGUCUUACUCCAAAACUAAUACGAAUUGGGUUCCAUUUACUAUAACUAAGGAGCUAUUACUGCGGUUUCCUUUUCGAGAAAAAUUGUUCAGGACGAAAAUGUUUUAAUGAAAUCGCAACACUAGUUUCGAGAUAUACAUAUGUAUGUAUGUACAAGUAUGUAUUCUUUUGUAAUAUGGAACAAGUCUUAACACACAUUUAUGAGUCGUAUACUAAAACAUGUUAAUGUUAUAUCUAUCUAUAUGUGUCAAUGUCAAUCAAUGUAUAAAAAAAACCAAGAAAAUGUA
Messenger RNA from Scaptodrosophila lebanonensis, 3421 nucleotides. It is a transcript of the gene Fit1, whose product is annotated as unc-112-related protein. Gene Ontology annotation, molecular function: integrin binding. Lineage: Eukaryota; Metazoa; Arthropoda; Insecta; Diptera; Drosophilidae. Gene Ontology annotation, cellular component: cell-substrate junction. The record is from RefSeq and is a predicted model, not a curated record. The coding region runs from base 746 to 2875 and encodes 709 amino acids. The transcript has 2 exons. Gene Ontology annotation, biological process: cell-matrix adhesion; integrin-mediated signaling pathway.